Gaeumannomyces tritici R3-111a-1 is the source of this 1591-nucleotide messenger RNA. RefSeq lists its product as hypothetical. The record is from RefSeq and is a predicted model, not a curated record. The coding region runs from base 492 to 1226 and encodes 244 amino acids. The transcript has 3 exons. NCBI's taxonomy places the organism in Eukaryota, Fungi, Ascomycota, Sordariomycetes, Magnaporthales, Magnaporthaceae.
CUCUCUGGAAUGAGACCUGCCCACACCUCUGGUCGGAUGAUCAGCCCUCCCCCUCCCCCCGCCCUUUUGCCCUUUUGCCCUCCUGGCAAGGGGCACCAUGUCAGCAUGUCCCUUCGACGCGGUAAAGGGGACGCCGGCCAAGGCCAGAUCCUGACCCAGCGGCAAGGUCAGCCUGCCCCGGCAUGUCUCCAGAAGGCCCUCGUCCAACGGCUACCGACCCUGUCCUAGGUGCAUUGACCAGCCCCCCGAAAUGUACUAUUUUGCUGACUUUUUCUGUCACUCGGCGUUUCUGAUUCCUCUCCUCUUCUUUUCUCCUCACCCGCACCUUGCGAUCUAGUCACUCUUUCCCAGUCACAGCUGCUGCCUCAGCCUCGUACACUCCUUUUACAUAUAAUCGCUCCCUGCCCACCGGCGUCACUCUCAAAGCUUCUACCUGCUUUAAUAUUCUUUAAUAUCCACCGCCGGAACAACAAACAGCAACCCUCGUCAAGAUGCAGUUCACCGUCACCGCCAUUCUUGCCCUUGUCGGCUCUGCCCUUGCGCAGACCCCGAACUUCAAUCCCCUCACCAACCCGCUCUCGGGCGAGGUCAUUCCCGCCGGCAAGAUGUACCCCAUCAAGUGGACUCCUCAGGGCGGUAAUGGCGCCCCGGUCAGCCUCUACGCCUACGCCGGCGAGAGCGCUUCGACUCUGCAGGAGAUCGGCGUCAUUGCCACUGGUGUUGAGGCCUCGCUUGGCAGGUUCGAGUGGAACGUUGAUGCUGCCAUUGGCGGCAAGUACAAGGCGUACGGCAUCAAGAUCGCCCUGGCCUCGGACAAGGAGGUCUACCAGUGGUCCAACCCCUUCACUGUUUCGGCCGCCGUGGGCUCUUCGUCGACCUCGUCGGUGGUCAGCACCAAGGCCAGCUCCUCCGCAUCCUCCUCAUCCUCCAUGUCCGUCAAGACCGACAGCUCCUCCGUUACCAGCACCAAGGCCACCGUUUCGUCCACCACCGUUGCCCCGAUCACCAGCUCGACCAUGGUCACCAGCACCCCUAUCGGUAACCUGUCCACCUCUGCUACGCGCGCCACCUCCAGCCAGGUCACUCUCGUCACCUCGACGUCGUCGCGUGCCGCUGGUACCUCGCCCACCGUUCCUGUCACCGUCCCCACCGGUGGUGCCGUCACGAAGGGUGCCAGCUCUAUUGCUAUCAUCGCCGGUCUGGCCAUGGCCGUCCUUGCUCUGUAAAGGACAUUUUUACAAUGUGCGCUUCUUUAUUUGUUUUUUGAUUGGUCGUUUCUCGUUACUUUAGAUGAAGUGUAGCAAUGUUUCUAUGCCUACCGAUCUCCAUCGAGGUCGAGUCGCGGGGUCACGUGUCUUUCAAAUAAAAGACAAUAGACAGCAAUGAUAAUUUUUCCAACUUUGUCUGUUGCGUUUCCUUCGUGUAAUCUUCAGGGUCCACUUCGCAAGGACAACCUGUCCUGGAUAGUUCCAUGUGUCGUGGGAUAUCGGGGCCAUACGAACAAGCUUAGUCCAAAUAAAGGCUGCAUCUGCGUGCUAUUUUUCAGCGUCCAAUUUCCGUCGCUUCUAGUGCGGUUUAAUGUCUGUUCUCG